Babesia bigemina is the source of this 2493-nucleotide messenger RNA. RefSeq lists its product as hypothetical. Bases 1 to 2493 code for a protein of 830 amino acids. The record is from RefSeq and is a predicted model, not a curated record. The transcript has 4 exons. Lineage: Eukaryota; Apicomplexa; Aconoidasida; Piroplasmida; Babesiidae.
AUGACUUGUGCCUUGUCACCCUUCACUUCCCCUCUUCCACCUCUUGCCACUGCCCUGACCAUGUGCCGCCUAGGGAGCUUGGCAAGAAAUUUGACAAAAUUUAAAACGCUAAAAACACCUCAAAUAAUAAGCCUACUAUCAUCCUUAAUAACCUCUGCACUGUCCAAAGGCUACGACGGCAGUGGGAUUGUGUACUCUGACCUUGACAGGCUGUGUGACGGGGUGAUGGGAUUUUUGCUUAAAUGUCUACAGGGCAGUGAAACGUUGUUAACGCAUUACAAUCCACAAAUAACACAGAUAAUUCAAGCUUUAAAAUCUUCCAUUGGCAAGGGACUUGGCGUUUCGGGAUUUGCCUCUGCCAUUGAGCAGGUUAAGAGCGGGCUGCAGGGGUAUGAGGGGGGGAUGGAGGAGAGGAUUGCGGAGGUAAGAAAGCCUCUGCAAACGAUGAAAGAGAGCUUCCAAAAUUUAGAAAUGUAUUUAAGUAACGCCAGUAAUAAAAAUCUUAAGACGCAAUUGGACCAUGUGCGUGGACAGGCUAGGUUAUACUGGACUGCGGCCGGCACAGCGUCCAAUUCCAGUCAGGGCGUAAAGCAAGAGAUUCAAGCGUUGUUAAAAAAUAUGACACAACGUAUACAGAUAACAUCAAAAAAACAGAUUUUACAGUUAAAAAGUGGGAUGAAUGAAAUUACUACAAAUGGAGCGGGACAGUGUAACCUGGAGAAGAAAAUCAGCGGACUCAUUGGCGAUAUAAAAGAAAUGGAUCGAGAAAUACAAGGGGGCGCAAAACGAAUUGGCAGCUCAAUUCAAUCUGCUGUUCAGGAAGUCAUCGAUGCGCUUGCUAAAUUGGAUGAAAAAGUAAAAAUGGAUCUAGGGAAAUUGGAGAAGGCGAUUACACAAAGUCUGGAAACGUAUUUCAAAACGCAGAUCACAGCGGUGGUGGAGGCCGCGAAAGUUGCUGAGAGUACGAUGAGCAAUAACGGUGGUCCUGGUGUCGACGCAUUAAAGGCUGCAAGUUUGGCCGAAGGUGCCUUGAAACUGUUGAUUGAUGGUCUGCCUACGAAGACUAAAAGUACCGGUAUGCAUGGUGUAAUCGCCAGGGGCAUAGAAGGUUUUUUACACGCACUGCAAGUGUAUGGGCAAGUCAAGUCAGGCAUUGUCGAUCUCGAAAAAAAUCAACUUUUUAAUGCUUUCAAAGAUGACAUAGAAAAACAAGUCAACGACAUUAUCAAAGAGAUAGAGCCGGACAGCAAGAAAUUCAAGGAUAUAUUCGAGAAUCUCAAUACUGAGAUUGAAGGCUCUAUUGGUAACGACGACACGAUCAAUGCGAAGACAAAUAGAAUAAAACUUAAGUUGGCCACUUUUUUCAAAAGUCAAAUAAAUGGUGUAACGGACGAGUUCCACCUGACUUCGCAAGAUGCUUUCGGCUCUUAUUAUGGAGCCCACACCAGUGCAUUGGCUGCCAUAGAAGAUGCUGUUAUGAAGAUCAACGAUUUGGAGUCGCUUCCCGGAGCGAGCCUUAUGGACUCUAUAAAUGAUGUUGAAGGAAGUGUUGAUAUUGCCGACAAAGAAUUGCAGAUAGCAAUUGAGACCAUCAGCGACUCAUUGCUGCAUGCCAGGAGCGUAGCUCACGAGAGAAUUAAAUUUUUAAAAAACCACUGUAUUGCUAAAGUCUCCUCCGCCUUCACCGCCCUCACCCACCAAGUCCAAUCCCUCUUCGCGAAGCAGAAGCAGGCCGAGCUCGCCGCGCUGGAGAGCGUUGUCACGCAGCAGUUGAAGGAGAUUGAUAAAAUAAUUAAAGAUGAUUCUAUUAAUGGAUUGAAAGGAUUUUUAAGUGAUUUGCAAUACAGCAUUACGCAACAAUUUCCGAAUGGCUCCCUUAAUGAUUCCACAAAAUUACCAGUAGUAGCAAUAAAGCUUGUGCAAUUCUUUGAUCCACUGUUUGAGUACGUAAUUAGGCAACUAACUCCCAAGACACAGAUGCUACCAUCUACAUCCGACGCGCAGUCUACUGACCCUAAGGUCACCAGGGUAAGGAGCAUCAGCACCAAGCUUAAUAAAUUACUAACUCAUCUAAUGAAUAAUAACAACAGAACGUAUAAUUUUGAUUACACAUUUGAGACUAAUCUAGAUGAACUGAAACAAUCCGUACGUGCCUUAGGCGCCAGUAAAUUUGGUGAUGGAGCGCAUCCCGAUUUGCUGAACCUAAUCAAAUGCGGCAUGACCGACUUCGACACUCAGUUGGAUUAUGCUUAUGUUAGCAGAUACUCUGAAAGGACAUCGGUAGACAACAAUUCAUCGGUAUACGCCAAAAUCGGUAUGACCAUAAUUCCCAUUCUCUUGACUGAUUUCGAAGAGAUUCUGGCAAACACUGAUGACAUCGGUGAUUGGCUCAACCUCAGUUUGAAUCUCGGUGACAAUAACGCCCUUGGCAGCUUUCUUAAAACUGCUGGCUAUGAUGUUCCGACAGUACUGACGUCAGCAACGGUCAUCUGA